Phragmites australis (common reed) is the source of this 777-nucleotide messenger RNA. Its product is annotated as rRNA-processing protein FYV7. Lineage: Eukaryota; Viridiplantae; Streptophyta; Magnoliopsida; Poales; Poaceae. The transcript has 3 exons. Gene Ontology annotation, cellular component: nucleus. The record is from RefSeq and is a predicted model, not a curated record. Bases 83 to 661 code for a protein of 192 amino acids.
GCCGCAAACAGCUCACAGCUCGUCUUCUUCCGUGGCGCCGUCGGAUCGAACGCCUAGGGUUUCGCUGAAAUCUUGCGCACAGAUGAAGCGGCCGCCAUCACGCGGCGACGGCGGAGGAGGGUCCGACAAGGGGAAGGGGAAAGGGAGGUGGGGUGGGAGGCGGCGGAACGAGCAGCGGCUGGGCGUCGGCGGGGGCGGGGCGCUCUCCCUCGCCGCCUUCGCCAACGCCAAGUCCAGGAGCACCGGGUACAACCCGGCCCUCAUCAAGAAGCAGAAAGAGUUCUACAGGAAUGCUAAAUUAAUUGGCAAGUACAAAAGGUCAAAGAAACAACAAAAUCAGACAAACAGUCGUCCACAACUUCAAAUCCGUGAGGAUGGAGGUGAUGAUGCUCAAGAUGCACAAAAGCCUCAUAAUAAGAGGAAGAAGCGCACUGCACAAAGCUUGAAGGAAGAGUAUGAGAAAAAACAUGCAGAGGAUGAGAAGGCCAAAAUGGAGCGGAAUGCGAUAAUUCAGGCAAAGAGAGAAGAGCGGGAGAAGUCCGAGGCAAAGCGGAAAGAACUGAGGGAGAAGAUGUUCAAGAAGACGAGAUCCGGCCAACCUGUGAUGAAAUACAGGAUCGAGCAUCUCUUGGAGACUGCAAUAGGAAGCUCAAGCAAAUAACAUGAUGCUACCAUUACCAUGCAAAUUCUGCAGUUCAGUGCAACCAUCUGUUUAUUUUAACUGACUUUUAUUUCUUCGUUGUAUAUAUAUUGGUAAUGCAUAUUUGGAUUUGAUCA